This is a messenger RNA of Bradysia coprophila, 2353 nucleotides long. RefSeq names its product neprilysin-2-like. NCBI's taxonomy places the organism in Eukaryota, Metazoa, Arthropoda, Insecta, Diptera, Sciaridae. Gene Ontology annotation, molecular function: metalloendopeptidase activity. The record is from RefSeq and is a predicted model, not a curated record. Gene Ontology annotation, cellular component: plasma membrane. Gene Ontology annotation, biological process: protein processing.
CUGUAAGUCUUGAAUUGGCUACACACCACACGGCAUGCAAACAAACGUCGUCGGUUGCAAAUUUAUUUUAAAUCUCGUUCCAAAGUUUUCGUUUUUAAUGAAAUUGUGUGUUCUUGACUCAACAAAAUGAACGGAUUAGUGAUAUUUAUGCUGUACGCAUUGGCUUAUGUGGAAGGUGUUGCUAUUCCAACAACUAACCCAACAGAUACUCUAUCAACUGGAAUCUCAAAAAAUGAUAUUGAACAGACAAAUAAUGUUUGCACAACCGAUACUUGCACAACGGAAGCGAAUCGGAUCUUGAACUCUCUAGACACCAACAUCGAUCCGUGUGGGAAUUUCCACGAUUUUGCAUGUGGCAAUUAUAUACGAGAUACAGUGCUUGCUGAAGGGAAACCCAAAGAAUGGGCAUUUUCGCAAGGUCAAGACGAAAUUGAUGGACAAAUGCAAUCAACACUACGUGAAGAGAUCCGGCCAGAAGAACUGAAGGCAUUUAAGCUCGCUAAGGAAUUUACUAAAAUGUGUUUGGACGAAACGACUUUGAAUGAAAAAGGAAUCGCACCAAUAAGGGACAUGUUAGAGAAAUAUGGUGGAUGGCCAGUGGUGGAAGGCGACGACUGGAAGUCGGAUGAAUGGGAUUGGCUUGAUGCGACCAAAAAAAUGUUGAACGAUGGCUUUCCCAAUAACUUCAUUUUAGACAUAACAGUAGACUUUGACGUUGCCGAUAACACAAAAAAUAUAAUCACAAUAAAUCGAGCAGAAUUUGGUCUGGAGAAAGAUCUGUUGCUGGAUGGUGGGAAAAAUCCGAAUGUGAAGGCUUAUCUUGAUUAUAUGAUUGAUGUAGCUGUUCUUUUCGGUGCGAACCGAACGAGAGCUUCAGAAGAGCUAAUGGAAGUUCUCUUAUUCGAAGCAGCAUUAGCUCAGAUCGAAGCUGUGACUGUUUAUACGAAAGCGACCAUUGAUGACCUUGAAACGUAUUUACCGAACUUCAAUUGGACCGAUUACAUAAAUUGGAGUUUGAAUGGUCUUCAUCAUGUUAACGAAAACGAAACCGUGGUACUAAAUGAAGGUGGAGAAGUGAUUGCUUCUCUCGAUGCUCUUAUGCAGAAAGUAACCAAACGAACAAUCGCCAACUACAUGGCAUGGAGAGUAGUUUUAUUCGCUUCGGAAUUUUCUAGCGAUGAGCUUUAUAAACGAUCUCAAACAUUCGGCAAUAGCAUACUAGGCGUGCUCAAGCCGAAUCCACGAUCGGUUGACUGUUCAGAGAUCACAAUGAAAAACUUACCAAUUGCCGUUAGUGCAAUUUACGUCCGUAAGUUUUUCAACGAGGAGUCACGAAAAAUGGCCGUUCAAGUGGCGAAACUAAUUCACGACGAAUUCUUACAAACAUUGAACCGAGUCCCUUGGAUGGACGAAACAACUAGAGCUGCAGCUAUCUCGAAAGCCAACGGAAUGUAUUUCCAUAUCGGAUAUCCGGAUGAGCUCCUUGACGAUAAAAAACUAGACGAACACUAUAAAGACCUUGAACUUCAAUCGGAUUCUCUACUGUACAGUGCGAUGCGUAUUCAAAAGUUCAACAAAGAUCAGAAAGUCCGUCUGUUACGCAUUCCGGUGAACAAAACGGAUUGGGUCGAACAUUCGAUACGAACAACCAAAGUGGGUGCCACGUAUUUAGUAUUCGAAAAUAGCAUUGAGCUUCCUGCGGCUAUUUUCCAAGAUCGAUUCUUUUCGAUAAAACGGCCAUUUUCCAUGAACUUUGGUACACUUGGUUUUUCUUUGGGACAUGAAAUUACCCACGGUUUCGAUAGCAACGGUAGAAAAGUCGACUCCAACGGCAAUAUGGCAGAUUGGUGGGAAGAAGAUACGUUAGACAAAUUUGUCGAGAGAUCAAAUUGCUUCAUACAGCAGUAUUCAAACUACACAGAUGCUCAUACAACGGUGAACGGCGAAAAGACUCUCGACGAAAAUAUAGCCGACAAUGGCGGAAUCAAAGUUGCGUACGCCGCAUACCAAAAAUAUGUAGAAAAAAAUGGAGCCGAUCCGGUGUUGCCGGGUCUGAACUACACAUCAAACCAGCUGUUUUGGAUCAGUGGAGCGCAGCUUUGGUGUUCGGUGACACGACCAGCGUAUAUUGAAACAAGCAAUGUGCUCAACGAUCAUACGCCAGAUAAUUUUCGUAUAAUCGGUGCUUAUAGUAAUUUGGAGCAUUUCGCGAAGGAUUUCAAUUGCGAGUUGGGCAGUAAAAUGAAUCCGGUUGAUAAGUGUGAAAUUUGGUAGAAUAAAUUGCAGCUGUUAACAUGUUGCGACGGUCAUCAGUUGCAUUUUGGUGUUUUAGAUUAAAGGUGAUGUCUGCCAG